GACCAAACAAAGAGAAAUUUGUUCACCAUUCACGAGGGCCAUUCUUUCUUGUUCAGAAAGGCCUAUGAGUGCGUGAUUUGCGCUAAUGCUUCUCCAGCUGCUAUCAAUUCAAGAGUUCUUGAUGUUCAAGAACAAAAUGAGAAGCUAAAUCACUCACAUUCCACUUUCUCGACUUGUAAAUCUUCUCAAAACCUCUCGAAUUUCUCCAUUUUUCUCAGAAUGUUGCGUUAUGGCGUCGUAUUUCGUCUCAUUUUUGUGCUGUUUCUUGCCCAUGACGCCAUUGAAGCGACCUCAAACCACGGUAAUCGGUGGUCCGAUCAAGAACCGAUGAUGGUGCCAUUAAUGGAGAACGUUGAGACGAUGACGGCGGUGGCGAUGAAUGGCAACCGGCGGCAGUUGAAGAGCUUCCAGGUUUGUGCUCUCUGUACCUGCUGCGGCGGCGCUAGAGGAAUGUGCCUUCCUUCUCCCUGUUGCUAUGCCAUAAACUGUAACAUUCCUAAUCGGCCCUUUGGCUUUUGCUCGUUUACUCCCAAGACCUGUAACUGCUUUGGCUGCCAUAUUUAAGCAUUGUUCUUAUAUCUAUCUCUGUUUAUGACAUUGAAAAUUGUUCUUAAUUGUUCGUAAUUGUUCUUAAUUGUUCUUAAUUGU
Cucurbita pepo subsp. pepo (vegetable marrow) is the source of this 648-nucleotide messenger RNA. RefSeq lists its product as uncharacterized. Lineage: Eukaryota; Viridiplantae; Streptophyta; Magnoliopsida; Cucurbitales; Cucurbitaceae. The record is from RefSeq and is a predicted model, not a curated record.